AUGGAUGACCCCGUCGAAGCUUUUACGUCCAUUACAGGGCAAUCAGAGGCUGUGGCAAGAGUGUACCUUGGAAUGACCGACAACAAUCAUGAACAAGCAAUAGGAUUAUUCUUCGAAGCGCCCGAACUUGCAAGCCAAAAUGCUGCUUCUCAACAAGCCCCGCCACAAAUACCUACUUCUACCAGGCCACCAAGAUCUACGAACCGCGCCCAGCAAAAUGCAUCUGGAGUAGUCGAUUUGGAUUCCGAUGACGACAUGGAAGUUGAUGAUGAUAAUAGCGAUGGCGACUCUGACACUGCAACAGCUGCCGCUAUUGCACGCGCCGCGGAAGUUGAGGACGAUGCAGCUAUGGCGCGGAGAAUGCAAGAAGAGCUUUACAGCGGUGGGGAUGCAAGUGGCGGAUUCGAUGCAGAAGGCGUGAGAGCGCCUAUUGCGAGAACUACGGAGACGCUUGUCGGUGGGCCAGGGGGUUGGGAUGGAGAUGAUGCCCUGCAAAGCGAAGUUUUGGAGCAAAUGAGACUCCGGGCUCAAAGACAAACUAGGGCGGCUGGCGGUGGAGGCUCAGCUCGAGCAGGCAAUCCAGGUGGACGAGCAGCUCCAUCGAUUUGGGACCAGGAAAACGAAGAUACAGCACGAGCGGUCACAGGAGCAGAAGGAACUAGUAAGAGCGCCCGUCUUGCAGAGCUUUUCAGGCCACCAUUCGACCUCAUGUACAAAUUGCCUUGGGACUCCGCUCGCGACGAGGGAAAAGAAAAUGGAAAGUGGAUAUUAGUCAACAUUCAAGAUAACUCUAUCUUCGACUGCCAGUCAUUGAAUCGCGACAUUUGGAAAGACCCUGGAGUUAGAGAUGUUGUGAAGGAGAAUUUCAUAUUCAUGCAGUAUUCCAAGGACGAUCCACGGGGCAGCCAAUAUAUCCAGUAUUACUUUCCUCAGAAAGAUAGCGAGGCUGCAUAUCCUCAUAUUGCGAUCGUCGACCCAAGAACUGGAGAGCAAGUAAAGGUUUGGUCAGGACCUCCAGUACCAAAGCCUGCAGAAUUUCUCAUGCAACUGGUUGAGUUCCUUGAUCGAUAUAGUCUCGAUCUGUCCAAGAAAAAUCCUGUCGCAAGACGAAAGCAAGAGAAGUCAACUGCGGUAGACGUCAAUAAGCUCACUGAAGAGGAGAUGCUUAAUCUAGCGAUGCAAAAUAGUCUCGCGAAUAACGGAACAACGGGACCCAAAGCUGAUGAUCCAGAUGACCUCACAAAGAGUUUCGGAGAUGUCAGCAAAGGAAAGGGUAAAGAGACUUCAGAAGAGAGCUCAGAGAUAGCCGAACCUUCCCAAAAUAAUUCCAAUUCUGGUGCAGAAGUCUCUCCUUUCUCUCAGAUUCCUUCUGACAGGCCGCACACUGAGCCCGAAGGCCCCCUUUCACAAAGCACGCGCAUUCAGUUCAGACACGCCAACGGUCGUAUUGUUCAUAGGUUUAGGCUCGAUGAUACAGUACGUCGCAUUUACGAAUGGCUAAAGUCGGAUCCACUGGAGGGGAAAGCAGGUGUUCCGUUUGAGCUGAGAAGUGCAGGCAAAGAUUUGAUAGAUUCUUUGGACGAAACGGUCAAGGCUGCGGGACUCAAUAAUGGGACUGUGAUGGUGGAAUUCAUCGAGGAGUAA
Messenger RNA from Botrytis fragariae, 1644 nucleotides. Its product is annotated as putative ubx domain protein. Gene Ontology annotation, molecular function: ubiquitin binding. Gene Ontology annotation, biological process: proteasome-mediated ubiquitin-dependent protein catabolic process. The transcript has 2 exons. Gene Ontology annotation, cellular component: nucleus. The coding region runs from base 1 to 1644 and encodes 547 amino acids. Lineage: Eukaryota; Fungi; Ascomycota; Leotiomycetes; Helotiales; Sclerotiniaceae. The record is from RefSeq and is a predicted model, not a curated record.